AUGGAAAGAACAAUUGGUAACAAAAGAGAGAAAAGAAAGGCGUACGCGUUAACCAAACCUAACCCACUUUCUUCCCCCAUUACCCCAAUCACAGCCAAUCUCCCCUUUCUUCCCCCCUCACCCACCAAGGCCACCAUUGCCACCGCCCACCAAGCUCCAGAUUCCAGAAACCAUCGAGCCACCCACAGCCAUCUACAGCAGCAGCGCUCCUCAUUCGCCACCCACAGCCAUCCACAGCAGCAGCGCUCUUCAUUCGCCACCCAAACCAAUCCUCACCGCGUUGAGCCCACCUCCUCGUCACCGAAGGUCACUGAGCUCACCGAGCCCGCCUCCUCAUUCGCCGAUUAUUGUUUGCAGCUCAGUCUUAUUUAUAGGAAUGAUGAUGAAUUGAUGAUCCUCUGCAUUUCCUUGAUCCUGUAUAGAAGAAAGAAAAACCAGAAAAACUAUAAACUAGAUCUACCAUAUUUUGAUAUGGCUACACUUAUUUCUGCAACCAACAACUUCUCGACCAAUAACAUAUUGGGAAAAGGCGGUUUUGGAGCUGUUUACAAGGUUAAUACUUAGUCAUAUAAUGCUCAAAUCUGGAUAUUAGCAACAUGGGAGGAAAUUUUGAUUUGUUGAGAUAGGUGCUAUGGCCAAAUAAGUACAUUAUUUGAAAGAGUCACUAUUUUGUGUCUGUAGAACAUUAUGGGUUUGUGAUUAUGUGCUGUUUUUUUUUUGUUUAGUUAUAAAUUUUGAUGUUUGAAGUUUUUUGUGAACCUCUAAUAUUAAGCUAUGGAUAAUUUAUUAUGUGAAAUUUUAAAUUUUAUUAAGUUAGAAAUUAUUGAAUUUAUAUAUUUAAAAUUAUUUUUAGGUUUUUUAAUAAUUUUAUUUAAUAUUUAAUUAAAAGGGUUGAGCUCCGGUUAAACUCCGGUCGAACUAGUAAAUCAUUAAACUAGUAACCUCAUCGGUUUAUUGACCGGUCCGGUUUUCGCAACCUUGGUAUAGACACGGUGAAUGCAAGGAUAAAACUUCUAAAAAGAAAGUUUUAUUGCUAAACAUACUACCAAACUCAAAACGAAAAAUAUCGCUUUGGUUUGUCUUUUCAAGUGAUCUUUUUGAAAAAUGCCAAAGAGGAGUGUCAGUAUCAAUAAUUUUUG
Arachis stenosperma is the source of this 1139-nucleotide messenger RNA. RefSeq names its product cysteine-rich receptor-like protein kinase 26. NCBI's taxonomy places the organism in Eukaryota, Viridiplantae, Streptophyta, Magnoliopsida, Fabales, Fabaceae. Bases 1 to 564 code for a protein of 187 amino acids. The record is from RefSeq and is a predicted model, not a curated record. The transcript has 4 exons.